This is a messenger RNA of Planococcus citri (citrus mealybug), 1311 nucleotides long. It is a transcript of the gene ITP, whose product is annotated as ion transport peptide. Lineage: Eukaryota; Metazoa; Arthropoda; Insecta; Hemiptera; Pseudococcidae. Gene Ontology annotation, molecular function: neuropeptide hormone activity. Gene Ontology annotation, biological process: circadian rhythm. Gene Ontology annotation, cellular component: extracellular region. The record is from RefSeq and is a predicted model, not a curated record. The transcript is spliced from 4 exons. The coding region runs from base 526 to 903 and encodes 125 amino acids.
UACUGAACACUCAACGAAGCAGCAUCGACUUGUGAAUUUACAACUGAAAGUAUUAAAUUCCGCGCUUAUUGUGACCGUAUCUCGCGAUUCAAAACUGCUAAAAAGUUGAUUAUUAUUUUGUUGUUUUUUGGCAAAUUUUUACUAUUCUUCCGUCCAUAUAGUAGUUCGUUGAGAAAGUUUUAAAUCCGAGUUUUAAUUUUGUUUUACGUAAUUUUGCGAUUAGUAAACAACAAAAUGCAUUAUCGAAGAUGACAAUAAAUUCAAAACAAUGUACUAAUACGGACGUAUUUUGUAAUUAUAUGUUUGUUCUGCAUCAUUCUAAAACUUGAAUAUUAUCUUUGCAUCGUGUUUGUGUUGGUGUGUGAACUCGAAAAAAAACUAAUUUUUUCAUCGUGAUCGCCGCAUCCCUUUGUGGCCAAAGUAUUCCCGGUUCAGUGUUCCGUAAAUUCGCGUAAAACCUGCGCAAAUUUCCUAAUCAUUAAAGCGCGCCGGUAUUGCCUAGCGUUUUUACCAGUCAAAGAAACCAUGCCUCAACGUAAAUUAAUAUAUGGAAGUCUCAUACUCAGCUCCGUACUGCUCCUGCUGAUAGCCCGAUUAGUAGUCUCGAUACCGACCUCGUUCCUCGAACAAGUACAAGAAAGAUCGGAAAAAAGUCGAGAUAAAAGAUCAUUCUACGAUAUCCAUUGUAAAGGCAUUUACGACAAAAGCAUUUUUGCUAGAAUAGAUCAAAUUUGCGAAGACUGUUAUAAUUUAUUUAGAGAGCCAAAGCUGCACUCAGUUUGCAGGCAAGAUUGUUUUACGACUGAAUACUUCAAAGGAUGUGUUGAGGUAUUACUGCUUAACGAUGAAUUUGAGAAAUAUCAAGAAUGGAUAAGAAGACUGAACGGGCUUGGGGUUUAUUAGGGCUGAUUGCUUCAACAACAAAUACUUCCAAGGUUGCCUCAGUACAUUGUUGUUGACCGAAGAACAAGAAGAGAUCAAUCAGCUAGUUGAUUUUUUGGGGAAAUAAGAAAUGACGGACUGUACACUCGGUGACUUGCCACAUGGAAAGCCACAAAUUCUAUUCUAGUCUUUAAAAAGAGCAGCAUUGUUAUUUUAAGUUGUUGUUCUUUUAUAUAAAAUUCGAUUUUAGUUAAUUUAUUUUCAUUUUUUUUUUUUUUUCAUUAAGCUUUAUAAAUACGGUUUAUUUUUAGCACAUCAUCGCCUACAAUUGCAUUAAAAAUUGAUUGUAAAAUACACUGUUAUUUAUUUCAUGUUUUAUAGUUUGUUCUUUUAUUUUUUUCCAUAUACAAUUUUUUGUUAGCAGUGUAA